CGUGAUGCGAGCAGUAUGGCAGCCGCCUGAGAGCCGAGCAGCCGCCGCAGGACUUCCCAGACUCGCAGCCCACCAUCCCGGUCUGGCAGGUUCUGUAAUUCAUCCCUCAGUUAAGAGGAACAUAUUGCUGGUGGUUUCUUCAUUAGUAUGGAAAAUGAAGAUGACGAUCCAAUUAUACAGGAGAUCGAUGUCUUCCUGGCUAAAAGCCUGGCCGAAAAACUCUACCUAUUUCAGUACCCAAUCCGACCGCUGUCGAUGACCUAUGACCGAGUGACACAUUUAUCAGCAAAGAUUAAACCAAAGCAACAAAAGGUGGAAGUCGAUGUGGCUAUCAACACAGUGAGCCCCAAUUACUGUCGCAGUAAAGGGGAACAAAUUGCUCUGAAUGUCGAUGGCGCCUGUGGAGAUGAAACCAGCACAUUCUCAACGAAACUUAUGGAUAAGCAGACAUUCUCAUCCAUUCAAGCUGCAAGCAACACAUCUCGGUAUGCAGCGGCUAUAUUUCGAAAAGGUGAGCUUCAUGUGACACCUCUGCAUGGUUUGCUGCAAAUGCGUCCCAGCUUCUCCUACCUGGACAAAGCAGACACCAAACACCGAGAGAGAGAAGCUGCCAAUGAAGCUGGAGAUUCGUCUCAGGAUGAAGUUGAGGACGAUGUGAAGCAAGUGACUGUACGCUUCUCUCGCCCGGAAAGUGAACAAGCACGGCAGAGGAGGGUCCAAUCUUACGAAUUCCUGCAGAAGAAGCAGGCCGAAGAGUCCUGGGUUCACCUUCACUAUUACAAUAUCAAGGACAGUCGUACGGAGCUCGAGCGCCAGUAUUUGCUGUGCCAGAAUACAAACACAUCCGAGAACACGGAACUAAUGAAAUCCCCCAGUGAAUAUCUGGAGAUGCUGAUGCCUCCAUGUGUCGAGGAGGAAACAGAGAAGCCUGUUUCUCCGAGCAACGUACUGUCAAUGGCUCAGUUAAGAACUUUGCCCCUAGGAGAUCAAAUUAAGAUUCUAAUGAAGAAUGUUAAAGUUAUACCUUUUGCAAACCUAAUGGGAUUAAUGGCAGCUGGCACAGAAUCGAUUGCAGUUAUGCGAUGCAUACAGCAGGUGGCAAUGUUGGUCCAAGGAAACUGGGUGGUUAAGAGUGAUGUUGUUUACCCGAAGGAGUCCUCCAGCCCUCACAGUGGCGUCUCGGCAGAAGUGUUGUGUCGUGGCAGAGACUUUGUUAUGUGGAAGUUCACACAGGAUCGCUGGGUGGUGAGAAAAGAAGUUGCUACUGUGACAAAACUUUGCCAAGAAGACGUGAAGGAUUUUCUUGAGCACAUGUCUGUUCCCCGGGUUAACAAGGGAUGGGAGUUCAUGCUGCCUUAUGACGAAGACUUUGUAAAGAAGCACCCGGAUGUGGUUCAAAGGCAGACCAUGCUGUGGAAAGGAAUACAAUCCAAGUUGGAGAAAGUAUUCAGUUUAUCAAAAGAAGAUAUUACGCCUAAGAAGUCUGAAGUAUCUUCAGCCCAGCCGAAGGUUAUCCCGGGAGACCAACUGGUAAACAUUGCCAGGAAGAAGGCUAAGGAGGACCACGCUCAGCUGGAGAUGAACUUGAAAAGAAAAAAAGAGCAAAGUAAAUUGGGCUCCUCCAGCUUAACCGUUUUGGCUGACGUCCACAUUAAAGAAGAACCUCUAAGUGACGAUGAAGCCAUGGACACGUCUACCUGUGAGAGCAUCAAUAACGGACUUGUCAAUGGAAUUCACAUGGAUGAAUCUUCCAGGGACUCUGUCAAUGGCCUCAUCACAAAGGGAGAACGAGAACUUGUAUCACAAGAACUGAAAGAGUUUGUGACUGCGAUCUUUAGCAAGCAGUAUGUUUUGACUAUGAGAGAACUGAAACGUUUAUUUAAUCUCCACUUGGCUGGUCUUCCUCCUGGACAUCUCCUGUUCAGUGGAAUCCCCGACAAAAUGUUGCAGGAAACGGUUCUAAGUGCUGGCUGUAAACAGAUUCUGGUGCCUUUCCCCCCACAGAGUACGGCAACUCCUGAUGAACAGAAAGUGUUUGCGCUGUGGUCCUGCGGUGAUGCCUUUGACAAGCUGAGGCAGGCCCUACUUGAGCUCUUCUCUAAAGGUCACCGAAUGCGCAGAAACCACAUCCAGACACAGCUGAGCCAGGAGUUUGGAGAUGGCCUCAGUAAACAGCAGCUGGACAAGGUGUUGAAGGACUGCUGUGUGUGUUACGGAGGAAUGUGGUAUCUUAAAGGCACCGUGCAGUCGUGACAAUGACAGCAAAACGGCAGAAAACCAAUAACAAAGUGACGCAGGCACAGAGUGGGCGGCCCCUGCCCUGGAUUGUGACGGACCGGUUAUAGCCUCACACGAAAAUGUUAUCAAGGGCACAGGGGCACAUAUGUGUAUUCGGACUGAAGACAGAGUGUUCCCAGAAGGCAAUAUGUUCUUCUGGAUUAUUUCAUGUAUUUUGGAUUUUAAACAUCAUAUUUUUGUCAAAACCUGAUUAAAUCUAAGCAGAAAGUCACAUGCCCAGUGGGUAAUAUGAGAACUCAUGGAAAUUUAGUUUUUUGAAACUGUGCCAUCAUGAUGAUGAUGAUUAAUUUUUUUUAUUAUUAUUAUUCGUGGCUUUUGGCCAAUUCAAAACAAUCUCUGUUGAAAUAGAAAUUCCCCAAGCCAUAUUUUACUAAACAUGCACCCCAAAAUAAAAGAUACAUUUAUUUAAAGACCUAGGCUGUUACUGCUGUUCAUUGAUGCAUUCUUUUGCAAGCCUGGUCAGUUUGUUAAUGGGUUAAAGCCUUACGACCCAAUAGCAUGAAAUUCUUUUCCCCCUCUGUAAUUGAACGUCUACUCUAGUCCAACCAUUUUGUCAUGCAGUCAAUAUUUAAAAAUGUAUUUAUGCAUCUUAUUAAAGAAGCCCACAUUGUAAAAUGUCUCUUUUUUUUUUUUAUUCUUUUGCAGUUAUUUGCUUCCCAAUAAAUAAAAUAUUCACCUUUAAUUGUCUUCCAAGUAUCAGGAAGAUUAUUUUCUAGGCAGUUGAGUACAUUGCAUCCUUCUGCAAGGAUUUAAACAAGUCUCUUGGAAAAUAUUUAUUACGUUGAAUAAAGCGGAACAUUCGAGCAAUAAAAAAAAAUAUAUUUAAAUCAGAUUAGUUCCUUUUUUUUGUUUCGAUUUCAGCCUGUCCAUUGUUAAAAAAAAAAUUUAAUAAAUAAAACAAACUUGCCUUUAAUCAAAAA
This is a messenger RNA of Pelobates fuscus (common spadefoot toad), 3218 nucleotides long. It is a transcript of the gene POLR3E, whose product is annotated as RNA polymerase III subunit E. Gene Ontology annotation, biological process: tRNA transcription by RNA polymerase III. Bases 148 to 2253 code for a protein of 701 amino acids. The transcript has 21 exons. NCBI's taxonomy places the organism in Eukaryota, Metazoa, Chordata, Amphibia, Anura, Pelobatidae. Gene Ontology annotation, cellular component: nucleus; RNA polymerase III complex. The record is from RefSeq and is a predicted model, not a curated record.